Messenger RNA from Marmota flaviventris (yellow-bellied marmot), 808 nucleotides. The record is from RefSeq and is a predicted model, not a curated record. NCBI's taxonomy places the organism in Eukaryota, Metazoa, Chordata, Mammalia, Rodentia, Sciuridae.
AUGCCUGCAGCCAGGCAUAGCGGCUGGUCACUGCAGCCCAUGGUCCAGCACACUCAGGACUCAGACCCACUCCAGAAGACACAGGGCUCAUCUGUAACUUGAGAGAUGGUAAACGAAUACAAGAAAAUUGUCCUGCUGGUGGGGCUAGAGGCCAUUAAGGAUUAUGAAUUUAGAUUGAUUAAGUCCUUAUUGGCCAAAGACUUAAAACUGACUAAAAAUAUGCAAGAUGAUUAUGACAGAAUUAGGAUUGCUGACUUGAUGGAAGAGAAGUUCCAAAGGGAUGCUGGGCUGGGAAAACUGAUAACACUCUGCAAAGACAUUCCAGCACUUGCAGACCUCGCGGAAACUCUUAAAACUCGGAGGUUGAAAGUUAAAAGCAAAUCCAAAAGGGGAAGAAAAUCCACAGGGAAAAAAAAAUCUACAGGGAAAAAAGUGGAGCAGGAUGAAUCUCCUACUGCCCAGUCCAGGUCCACAACAAAUACAGAUUCGGAACCAGAGUCAGAGGAGGAGAUACCUUCGUUGAAGGUAGGACUGCUGAGCCCCCACUGAAAAAGCGUCCACUCCUGAUCUUCCACUUCUUGCCUUUUAAUCUACCCUCCAGUCUCUGUAUAGAUCAAGAACGUAGUGAAAAACGAGCUUCUGAGCCUGCAAACUCAUACCUGUUGGUCUCCCGUUUUCUUUCAGUACUGCUGUGCACUUGAACUUAGGUAAUAUGACCCCCUAGGGCAGAAACAGAAAAUCAUCACACUUUUGUAAGAUAUGCACUAAAAUAGCAAUCAGUUUGGGACAAUGGCUUGCUAAAGCCUAU